AAACAAUAUGGCAACUUACAUGGACGUAAUGUUCAUGUGGUAACUUGGCAUACAUUUACAAAGUCUAGAAAGAGUCUAAAUAUAUUUAUAUAAGUAGAACUAUAAGUAAUCCAAAAAGCGUAUUAGAUCUAGAGUCCAGUUUUUAGACGCACUUUAUACUGUGAAAAUGAAGCCAAAGGUCAAAAGUAAAACAAAGACUAGCUCCGUUAAAGUGAGUUUAGCUAAACUUGCCAAUAAACGCAAUACUCGCCUGGCUAAACAAGGAAAGCUUCACAAAGUCAGCAAGAAAGAAAAAAAAAGGCAAAUUGCUCAGGAAAAAAAUGAGAAGAAGCAGCAGCUGGCGUCAAGCAAGGAAAGUCAACCAGAACAUGCUGAGUCAGAAGAAGAGUCUUUCAGUGACGAAGAUGUCGAUUGUUUUCAGAAUUUCAGCAAUGCUAGAUCUUUUUUACAAACAAGAAUUGAGGAGGAGGGAGAGAUACCUAAAAGAAAAAAGCAGAAAGUCGUUGAUGAUGAGGAUAGUGAUGUGGAUGAAGGAGAAAAAUAUGAGCGGCAACCUAGAAGUUUUGCUGCCGAUGUAGCUGAACAAAAAAUGAAAAUGAUGCUGCCAAUCAUUGCUAAAGGAAAGGUUAUUAAGAGAAUGGUUGAGAAAGAUGCUGCUGACGAAGUUGAAAAACCAGUGAGCCAAAUGUCAGAGAAAGCAGACGUUAAAGAGCACGAUAGUGAUGAUGAGGAGGAAGUGGCUUUGGAUAAAAAAGCAGAGCGGGAAAAAGAAAAACAGCUUCUAGCGUCAAUGAGUGCCGCCCAGCUCUAUGCUUACAGGAAGAAAAAACUGGAGGAAAAGAAAGAAAAAAUAGCAUCGUUGUCGCAUGCAGUCAUUGCGGAUCCACAAACUAAUAUCAAAAAAUUAAAAGAGCUUCGUCUGAUGCUUGGGGAAACUGAUCUCUGCGUCUCUUUGACAGUCAGAAAAUAUGCAAUGAUUUCAAUAGCAGAAGUUUUCAAAGAUAUCGUUCCUGGGUAUCGACUUCGUAUUCCGACAGAAAAAGAAAGAUCUCAGAAGGUGAAAAAAGAAACAAAAAGUCUGUGGGACUAUGAAACUUCCUUUCUGCUAAGCUACAGGGUAUAUUUAGAGUUUCUGGAGACACUGGCCAAAGCCAAACCUAUCCCUGAAAAGAGUUUCCUGACAAAACAUGGCAUACAUGAUCUACAGCUCCCCCAUAAAACUAGAGUAGAAUUAGGUCACCUCGCCUUAAAAUGUCUUUGUGAGAUGUUGGUGCACCAUCCUCAUUUUAAUUACCGCAACAACCUGAUAGCGACCAUAGUUCCAUUUUGUAAUCAUAAAGAUAGUCAGUUUUCUGAAACUGCUUGUAAUUCAAUCAAGUCUGUGUUUCAACAAGAUAAAUCAGGGGAAGUCACUCUUGAGAUAGUGAAAACGAUUGGUAGGAUGGUGAAGAAACUGGAGUUUAAUGUCCAGCCUCAAGUUCUUGAAACAUUUUUAGUUUUGAAGAUUAAAGAAAUUGAUUUAUCGAGUGGAGAAACAUUUAAGAAGAUGAAAAGAACAGAGAAAAUGUUGAAACUUUCACGACGAGAAAGAAAAAGACUUAAGCUGAAAGAAAAACUGGACAAAGAAUUACUGGAAACAAAAGCGUCAUAUGACAAAAAGCAAAAACUUAAACUUCAUACAGAAAUAAUUCAAGCUGUAUUUGAAACCUAUGUUCGAGUUAUAAAGUUAGCCUGUGAUUCUGCUUUGUUACCUGCGGUUUUAGAAGGACUUGCCAGAUUUGCACACUUGAUCAAUAUAGAGUACUUUGACAGCCUGUUUGAUGCAUUUAAUUGUCUGAUAGAAUCAGGGCUGUUGACUAAUAGAGAGAUGCUACACUGCAUGCAGACAGCAUUUACUAUUUUGUCUGGUCAAGGAUCAGUGAUCAAUAUCGACCCAACCAAUUUUUACAAACAUUUUUAUUGUACUCUGCUCUCUGUGCAUGCUGCAUCCUCUGACCAAACUGCAACAAUAGUUUUAGACUGCUUAGACUCUAUGAUUAGUAAAAGAAGGAGACAGGUUUCUCAGCAAAGAAUUCUGGCCUUUAUCAAAAGACUUUCCACCAUGUGUCUGUAUCAGAUAUCUGAGACAGCUUUAGCACUGUUGGCUGUUCUUAGACAAUUUGUACAUACGUACAAGUAUAGUGAUAUUCUGUUUGACACAGAGGCCCAGGGCAGCGGACUGUAUUUACCAUUUUUGGAAGACCCUGAACACUGUUGUGCUAAUAGCACUUCACUUUGGGAUUUUCACUUGUUAUUGCAUCACUAUGAUCCAGAAGUACAGAGAUAUGCUAAGCAUAUGAUCAAGAUGGCGCCAUUGUCAGGAGAGCAUCAGCUAUCACAGGAACUGUCCAGAAAGUCUCCAAAAGAAUUAUAUGAAAUGUUACAAGGAAGAGAUUUUUUUCACAAAGUUCCUGAGAAAUGUCCCAAAAAACGAAAGGUCAGAUCAACAGAUUUUCUCGAUACAGAAUUUGGUAAGCAUUUAGAAAAUAUAUGUGACUCAGUGCCCGAUUUAGCUGGAGAAUAAACAAUUUUUGUGUCAUGAAA
This is a messenger RNA of Biomphalaria glabrata, 2583 nucleotides long. Its product is annotated as nucleolar complex protein 3 homolog. Gene Ontology annotation, biological process: DNA replication initiation. NCBI's taxonomy places the organism in Eukaryota, Metazoa, Mollusca, Gastropoda, Planorbidae. Gene Ontology annotation, cellular component: nucleolus. The transcript has 21 exons. The record is from RefSeq and is a predicted model, not a curated record. The coding region runs from base 167 to 2563 and encodes 798 amino acids. Gene Ontology annotation, molecular function: chromatin binding.